Molecule: messenger RNA, 963 nt
Organism: Pedinophyceae sp. YPF-701
Lineage: Eukaryota; Viridiplantae; Chlorophyta; Pedinophyceae
Source: the annotation of a GenBank genome assembly
AUGGGCCUGGGCACGUGGUCGUGGGGGAAUCAGUUCCUCUGGGGGUACUCCGAAGACAUGGAUGGGGAGUUGAGGGAGGUGUUUCGCGAGGCGUGCGACCGGGGCAUCAACCUGUUCGACACCGCGGACAGCUACGGCACGGGCGCGCUCGACGGCCGCAGCGAGAAGCUCCUCGGCGAGUUCAGCGAGGAGUACUGCGCAGACCGCAAGAAGCCGCGUUCGAGCCUCGUCCUCGCCACGAAGCUCGCGCCCUAUCCCUGGCGCGUCACGACGGGCUCCUUCCUCACCGCAGCGAAAGCCUCCGCGCAACGCAUGCGCCUCGACACCCUCGACGUCGGGCAGCUCCACUGGAGCACCGCGAACUACCAGCCGCUGCAGGAGCGCGCCCUGUGGUCGGGUCUCGCCGCGCUCGCCGAACGGGGCGUCGCCCGCGAGGUCGGACUCUCGAACUACGGCCCGAAGCAGAUGGUGAAGAUCUGCGACUUCCUCGCGAAGGAGGGCGUCGCGCUCGGGUCCGCGCAGGUGCAGAUCUCGCUGCUUUCGUGGGGGCCGCUGCAACGGGACGUGCUGGACGCGUGCACCGCGCUCGGCGUCCUGCCGAUCGCGUACUCGCCGCUGGCGCUCGGAAUGCUCACGGGGCGGCACCGUCCGGGCGACGCCAGCACGUAUCCGAAGGGUCCCAGGAAUGGGUUGUAUAAGCAGGUGCUGGGGGGGUCGGGGGAGUUAUACGGGGUGUUGGACGCCGUGGCGGCGGAGCGAAACAAGAGCGUGCCGCAGGUGGCGCUGAACUGGUGCAUGUGCAAGGGCACGGUGCCGAUCCCCGGGGCGCGGAACGUCGCGCAGCUGCGCAGCAACCUCGGGGCGUGCGGGUGGCGCCUCUCUGACGGGGAGGUGGAGGAGCUGGAGCGCGCGGCGGCGCGCGGGGGCAAGGGAAUGGUGCAGAAUAUCUUCCAGACGAGCUGA